CUCCGCCAUCACAGAGCCUAACGAUGAGAGUUCCAACACGAGGCUAUGCUAAGCAAAGAUUCAAGCAGCUGCACACCUUUCCUCUGCCAUUUAUAUUUGAUCAAAGCCCAGAAUAUUUGCAACCAAACUUCGGGAAUUUCACAGACCCAAAGCAAAAUGGCUGAGACUUUGGGGGUCGGCAUUAGUAUCGCUUCAAUCACGAUUCAGAUUGCUGACAGCCUCAGCAAAGUCAUGAACUUCUGUGAAGCCAUCUGCGAGGCUCCAACUGAUGUCCAAAAACUUAUUGUAGAGCUUCAUUUACUUUCUAGUAUCGUUUUGGUCAUUCGAGACAUGGUUACGACAGGUUUAAUUCCCUCGGGCAUCGAGACCAUCCUUGAGCGGGCUUUGAUGCUCGUCGGGCAGGACAUGGCAUCUUUAUCAACUCUUAGCUCAGAGCUUGAACGCUAAUUGAACUCUGAGAAAAGAUCUGUUCGGACCUGGGCGCGAGUACGAACUGUCUUUUCGAAAAAGAACAUCUCCUUACUCAAAUGUCGUCUAGAAAGCGCGAAAGGAGGAUUGCAGCUGUUGCAAGGCUGCAUUGUUAUAGAGAAACUGUCAAAUCUGGAUUCAAUAGCUCGUCAGAUUCCAAAACAACUCGGCUAGCAUUGGGAGGCGGGAGAGCGCGACCGGCAUGUUCAGAUUGACGAUGGGUUAGAGGAGCCCUACUUCGUGCCUCUAGACCUGUGCUCGAACAGAAGUGUUCUCAGAGACCUACUUGAAGUAAAGUACAAGUCCCGGAACUUCCCUGGCUUGUCCCAAAUUCGCCAAGGCCACGUUGCUGUGUUUGACUGGACUCAAACUUUCACGAUCGAUUCAGAAAAUUGGGACAUGGUUGUCAAAUCUGGUGGUCGAAUUAAACUCGCUUUCUUGAUGAGUUCCUGGCACGGUAUAUCACGAACCAAGUGUAUACGUUGCUUCAAGCCAUAUAAACAAGGGACCGUAGUUGUCGGUUUCAAGAAGUGUCUCUCAUGUGGGUUAGAAGUGCUCAAGGUUCACCCGGAAGCGAUUGCAUUUGAGACCACCGAUAUUCAAAUAGGUCUUGGUCCCGAUACAUACAGAGAUUAUCGGUUGUCGAAGCGAAUAAAGUCACCAGAGGCUCAAACGCACCAUCCGACUUCGAACACCUCGACAGCUGCUACCGAAUCUGUUUCUCCAACGCCACCAAACACUAGACCAAACACUAGAUCUGAUGACAAUCCUCCAAUUGAUUUGGUGUGUAAACGACUCAUUGUCAAGUGGGAACCAAUAUAUAAUAUUGUUCAUCGAUACCUUCACUGCCGUUGUAUUCUAAGACUAACAACACCCUCGAGAGUCGAAAAGGAACAGACCAUACUAGUCCUGGCUGGAUGUCCACGACACAACACGAAGAAUUUAUUUCAUCGGGAUUAUGGUGACCUUGAGUAUGACAAAGACCCAUAUUUUGACCAGUUCGGAGGGUACAGAGCAUUUCAAGGUUUCGUGUAUCUGUAUCAACCACACAUAUACCGAAUGCUGGGCUGCGAGAAGUUUGUACCAACAAAAAAUCUUGAUGCAGCAACCAAAGCAGUCAAGGAGAUUAUGAUGAGAGGCUUCGAAGGACUCACGGAUCCGUACCUCGAAUACUUUUUGGACGUAAAUGAUGCUGUGGAGAAGGCUUGGGUUCAGUUGCCUGAGCCUGAAGCUGAAAUCGUCGAAAUUGGACGUCAGAGGAGAAAGGAAGAAAGAAUCGCUUCGCACAAAGCUCUGGGGAUUGAAAGUAUGCUGACUCCGAGCGAGGACCAGCAGCGAAUGAUUUCCGAGUCGCCGAUGAUGCAACAGGUCAGAGACAUUUUGGAUGGGAAGUGGAACGGGAAGAAGCACUGGGAAUGGGAAGAUGACGACGACUAGGGAUAUGUG
Messenger RNA from Cadophora gregata, 1914 nucleotides. RefSeq lists its product as uncharacterized. The transcript has 4 exons. Lineage: Eukaryota; Fungi; Ascomycota; Leotiomycetes; Helotiales; Ploettnerulaceae. The record is from RefSeq and is a predicted model, not a curated record. The coding region runs from base 868 to 1905 and encodes 345 amino acids.